This is a messenger RNA of Paramisgurnus dabryanus, 5509 nucleotides long. The record is from RefSeq and is a predicted model, not a curated record. Lineage: Eukaryota; Metazoa; Chordata; Actinopteri; Cypriniformes; Cobitidae.
GUGAGAUGUGAAAGUGAAACCAUCUUAUCAGGAUCCAUUUUGUGUUGUAAGGACGUAAACGACAUUCAGAGAGAAAACACAGUGAGUAUCUUCAUUUCUACUUUACUGAUUCAUAGAUUUCAUUUUCAAGUCAUUACUGUGUAUUAACUGUUGAGACAGAGAGAGAUUUCUGAGAUGAUACAAAACUCACUGUGUGCUUCAGUAUCUGCAUCUGCUUUUAGAUGAUAGCAUGAACUUCACAAUGAAUCUCUCUGAAGAACACACAGACACAAAAACAAACCAGAGUUUUACCUGAACACAGUAAUGUGUCUCUGAUGAGAAGACAAACAAUGAAUCCUCAACAUGAGGAAAACUCUUCUGCUGAGCUCAGUUCGUGUCAGAAAGAAUCGUCUGAACCCAGCUGUGUGUCCAUGAAGAGUGACUGGUCAAUGCCUCUUCCAAUAAAUUUCAGUUUGGGAGACUCUUCUGCUGAUCUGAGUAAAAAAAGAGAUCAAACUGAAUCACAGAUUAUAAAGGAGAGCCUGGACUCUAUUUUUAAGGAAGUUGAGCAGAAAAUAAUCUCUGUAAUGAAGAAUGAGUUGAACAGUUUUAAGAGACUGUUGAGUCCAGAUUACCCAGAAUGCACUGAGAGAGAGGAUGAUGAUGAUAAAAGUCAUAUCAGAGUCAGAGAGGCGUUUCUGAAGAUCACACUGCACAUCCUGAGGAAGAUGAAGCAGAAAAACCUUGCAAACACAUUACAGACCAAACUGAUGCCUGUGUAUCAACAAAAACACAAAUCCAGACUAAAGGAGAAAUAUCUGAGAGUUAAUGAAGGGAUCUUCAGACACGGUGACUCAACAGAUUUAAAUGAGAUCUACACAGAGCUUUACAUCACAGAGGGAGGGAGUGGAGAGAUCAAUAAUGAACAUGAGGUGAGACAGAUUGAGGCAUCGUCCAGAAGAUCAGAGACACAGGAGAGACAAAUCAAAUGUAAUGACAUCUUUAAAACUUUACCUGGACAACACAAACACAUCAGAAGUGUGCUGACUAAAGGAGUCGCUGGAAUUGGAAAAACCGUCUCUGUACAGAAGUUCAUUCUGGACUGGACUGAAGGAAAAGAAAAUCAGGACGUUCACUUCAUAUUUCCACUUCCUUUCAGAGAACUGAAUUUGAUCAAGAAGAAUCUGAGUCUUAUGGAUCUUGUCAAUCACUUUUACACAGGAACAAAUGAACUGACAUCAACACAUUAUGAUGUCUAUAAAGUCAUGUUUAUAUUUGAUGGGCUGGAUGAAUGUCGACUACAUCUAAAUUUCCAUAACAAUCCGAGUUUGUCUGAUGUAACAGAAUCGGCUUCAGUUGAUGUGCUGCUGACAAACCUCAUCAAAGGAAAUCUGCUUCCUUCUGCUCUGAUCUGGAUAACCUCACGACCAGCAGCAGCCAAUCAGAUUCCUCCUGAAUGUGUCGAUCAAAUCACAGAGGUACGAGGAUUCAAUGACCCACAGAAGGAAGAAUAUUUCAGGAAGAGAAUAAAUGAUCAGAGUCUGUCUGAUAAAAUCAUCACACACAUCCGAUCAUCAAGAAGUUUGUACAUCAUGUGUCACAUCCCAGUCUUCUGUUGGAUUACAGCCACUGUUCUAGAGAGAAUGUUGAGUGAAGCAGAGACUGAAGAGAUCCCCAAGACUCUUACACAAAUGUUCACACACUUCCUGAUCUUUCAGACAAAACUGAAGACCCAAAAGUAUGAUGGGAAAUAUGAAAUAAAUCCUGAUCAGGCUAGAAAGAGCAUUUUCUCACUAGGAAAGUUGGCUUAUGAGCAGCUGGAGAAAGGGAAUCUGAUCUUCUAUGAGGAGGAUCUGAGAGAUUGUGGUAUUGAUGUGAAAGAAGUGUCCGUGUAUUCAGGAGUUUGUACUCAGAUCUUCAGAGAGGAGCCUGGACUUCAUCUGGGGAAAGUGUUCAGCUUUAUACAUCUGAGCAUUCAGGAGUUUCUAGCUGCUUUAUUUAAGAUGAUUUCAUUAUCUGAACAAAACACAGGACUAUGGAAAAUGUUCAGGUCAACUAUGACUGAUUCACUGAAGCAAGAAGUGGACAAGGCCUUACAGAGUGAAAACGGACACUGGGAUCUUUUCCUUCGAUUUCUUCUGGGUCUCACACUGAAGUCUAAUCAAACUCUCUUACAAGAUCUCACGAGAGAGACAGUAAGCAGCUCUCACAGCAGUCAGGAAACAGUUGCUUACAUUAAAGAGAAGAUCAGAGAGAAUCAAUCUCCAGAGAAAUCCAUCAAUCUGUUUCACUGUCUGAAUGAACUGAAUGAUCAAUCUCUAGUGCAGGAAGUCCAAACAUUCGUGAACAGAACCGGUGCGAGUCGUCUCUCUGAAGUCAAACUGUCUCCUGCUCAGUGGUCGGCUCUGGUGUUUGUGUUACUGAACUCAGAAGAGGAGCUGGAUGAGUUUAAAUUGAGUAAAUAUGAUCCAUCAGAAGAAUGUCUACUGAGACUCCUGCCAGUGGUCAAAGCAUCCAGAAAAGCUGAGCUGAAUGGCUGCAGUAUUACAGAUGAAGGUUUUGUUGCUUUGGCUUCAGCUCUGAGAUCAAACCCCUCACAUCUGAGAGAUCUGAAUCUGAGCCAUAAUAAACCAGGAGAUUUAGGAGUGAAGCUGCUCUCUGAUGUACUGAAGGAUUCACGCUGUAAACUGGAGAAACUACAUCUUUCCAGUUGUGGUGUUACGGAUGAAGGUUGUGUAGCUUUGGCUUCAGCUCUGAGAUCAAACCCCUCACAUCUGAGAGAUCUGAAUCUGAGCCGUAAUAAACCAGGAGAUUCAGGAGUGAAGCUGCUCUCUGAUGUACUGAAGGAUUCACGCUGUAAACUGGAGAAACUACAGCUGUGGGACUGCAGUAUUACAGAUGAAGGUUUUGUUGCUUUGGCUUCAGCUCUGAGAUCAAACCCCUCACAUCUGAGAGAUCUGAAUCUGAGCUGUAAUAAUCCAGGAGAUUCAGGAGUGAAGCUGCUCUCUGAUGUACUGAAGGAUUCACGCUGUAAACUGGAGAAAUUACAGCUGUGGGACUGCAGUAAUACAGAUGAAGGUUUUGUUGCUUUGGCUUCAGCUCUGAGAUCAAACCCCUCACAUCUGAGAGAUCUGAAUCUGAGCCGUAAUAAACCAGGAGAUUCAGGAGUGAAGCUGCUCUCUGAUGUACUGAAGGAUUCACGCUGUAAACUGGAGAAACUACAGCUGUGUUACUGCAGUAUUACAGAUGAAGGUUUUGUUGCUUUGGCUUCAGCUCUGAGAUCAAACCCCUCACAUCUGAGAGAUCUGAAUCUGAACUAUAAUAAACCAGGAGAUUCAGGAGUGAAGCUGCUCUCUGAUGUACUGAAGGAUUCACGCUGUAAACUGGAGAAACUACAGCUUUCCAGUUGUGGUAUUACAGAAGAAGGUUUUGAUGCUUUGGCUUCAGCUCUGAGAUCAAACCCCUCACAUCUGAGAUAUCUGGAUCUGAUGAAAAAUAAACCAGGAUAUUCAGGAAAGAAGCUGCUCUCUGAUCUAAAAAUGGAUCCAAAGUGUAAACUGGAGAUAUUAUAUAUUUGACUUCUAUCACUCAAUGGUGAAAACUUCAAGACCUUCAGCUGGUGAAUCAAAAUAUCUGUUGUGUGUCCUGAACAACACGAUUAGCUGAACAAACACAUUUAUAUGAAUCCAUUUACAAGCCAAAGACUUCUGUUAUAUGAACAUAGAUAAAAAUUUACUAAAAUAUGAAUCUACUGUAUGUGCUGUCAGAGUCUUACCCUAAUUUGUUGUUGGUUUUCUCCUCAACUUUUUUGUUAAUUAAUAAUUAAUAGACGUUGCGUCAUCACGGUGCGCGGCACGGCUGCAAACUUAAAGCAUGUUUUAGUUACACUUUAUGGGAGGUGUUCAAUUAUGACUCCCUGGAUGAAAUGUCUACAGUGAUAGCACAUUACAUAGAUGUUUAUGUGCAGACAGUGAUAACCUCCAAGAAGAUAAAGACUUAUCUGAAUAACAAGAAAUAUAUAACCAAAGAUGUUAAACAGGUGAUGCAUUUGAGGAAAAGUGCCUUUAAGAAGAAGGAUACAAAACAAAAUAAGUGUUUGAUUAAGGAGUUAAAGGGAAAAUAUGUAUGGAAAGAAGGACAUACAGGCUAAAACUAGAAGAUGCCUUCAAAAGUAAUAAUACAAAGCAGGUCUGGACUAUGAAGGGAAUGACAGGAUUAUCAUUCAACCACACAGAAGCCAAUAGUUGUGGAUCAUGAGAGGACUUAGAUUUGAUAAAGGGAAAAUUCUGGAUAAGAGCAAGAGUUUUAUUAAUUCAGUUUCACUAGAGGGGUCAAGUAGGAUUGAGAUCACGGUUGAGCAUGUGAUGAGUUAAAAAAUUAAAUCAAAGGAAGGACACAGGACCAGACAAUCUCAGUGCAUUUGCUCUGAAAAAUGUUGCAGAUGAGCUUGCAUCUGUGUGACAGCUUAUUUUUCAGAGGUCUUUAGAUACUCACUGCAUUCCCAAAAUGUGAAAGAAAUCAAAUGUAAUACCUCUGCCAAAGAAAGCAGAACUAAGUGAUUUUCCCCCGUAGCUUUAACCACUAUUAUUAUGAAAACUUUAGGAGAGAUUGUGGUAAAAGUGUUUUUGAAGACAGUAAUUGGAACAUGUAUCAGUUUGCAUAGAAGAGAAAUCGCAGUACUGAAGAUGAAGUUGCAACAAUGCUACAACUGAUUUUAAAACACCUGGAUAAGCCCAAAACUACACAGUAGCUCGAGUCCUUUUUCUAGAUAUUACCUCUGCAUUUAAUACCAUACAACCAGAGCUUCUAUUGACAAAAAUGAUUCAAAAAUGUAAAUUAACCCGUAUCUGAUUGAUGAUUCAAUAUUAUUCCUCAUUCAUGAAAGGCAGAAUACAGAUGGUGAGAGUCAAUCGUAUGAAUUCAAAUUAUAUUGUCACUUAUUCAGGAGCACUUUUCUAUUUAUCUGAUAUACAGAUGAUUAUAAAACUGACAAUGCUAACAUAAAUACUGAAGUUUUCAGCUGUUACUGUGGUGUUGUCUUUAUUGAGGAUGACUCGUUUUCAUCAUUGUUGUAUGAAUAGACAAGUGGAAUGCUGUGAUAGGAAUCACUUAUAAUAAAUAAAGAGAAAGAAAGGAAGUUAUCUUUAAUUCUCAAGAGUUCAAGCAUCAAACACAAGUGAUUGUACAUGAUACUCUAACUGAAAUUGUGCCAUCUUAUAAAUGUUUGGGUGUGGACGCUACUUUAUCCUGGAGUGCACAUAUAGAGGAUCUCUGUGAAGUAAACAACCAUACCAUGACAAUGUGCUGCCAGAGCAAUGGAGAUAAAAUAUUAAUGUUGAAUUGUAAAUGUUUAUAUUCAGAUAUACGUUGUUUCUUUAGUUGAUUAGAUGUAAUAACUGUGAAUCAUUGUAACAUUUCUUUUAAUUGAUAUAAUUAUGUGUGGAUUUUUUUUAGAGGAAUGUCAGUAAAACCAAAAAUUUUGCCAAAGCUCUGUAAUCUUAUUUGUGUCAAAUUAAAAUUGUGCAUUUGA